Apis florea (little honeybee) is the source of this 993-nucleotide messenger RNA. Its product is annotated as CAPA peptides. The record is from RefSeq and is a predicted model, not a curated record. Lineage: Eukaryota; Metazoa; Arthropoda; Insecta; Hymenoptera; Apidae.
GGCGUGCUGGAGAAUGCGAAAAGAGAGGGUUGAGAAGCCGACCGAGGGGGUUGGAUCGCACACCCCCGUAACUGGUCGAGGUAUAAAAUCAGACGUCGGGUACCUGGGGAUAUUCAGUGUUGGACCGGAUCCCGUGCUCGGCUCAGCAUCACUUCAUUCGAUCUUGAUCUCCGUGCGAACGAGCGCCAUCACCGCGAUGAGAAAUCAUCUAUUCGUAUUCCUCGUCGUCCUAAUAUUUUCCGUCUCUCUCAACCUAUCCCAAUGUGAACAAGAUUGGAAAUUGGAACCUACAAGAGAGACAGAGAAGUUAAAGCCCAAUAUCAGACGGGCGUCCGGCUUGAUAAACUAUCCAAGGAUCGGCCGUUCGAAUCUGAAUUUCAACCGGCGUGGCAUGGAACCAGACACAGAUUUUCAAUUUUACAGCACCGAGCUGGACCCGGACAAAGAUUACGAAGAUUCCCCAGCUUCGAAAUCUCUCGAGAGAUCGAUGUACACUAAACACGCGGACAGAAUUCCUAAGGAAGCAUCGUGGCUAAUCUCGGAUCGCGUUCGCUCGUCCAAAGAUGGAUCUUGGAAGAUCGACGAAGGAAGAUCCAUCUAUCCAGCCGCGCUCCUAUUGAAUUCAGAUUCUCGAAACAGCCAGGUGAACGGUUACACGCCGAGACUGGGCCGGGGCUCGAACGACGCUGAUCGAAUUCUCUGCAAAUGAUCAUCACCGAGGAGGAUCUUCAGGUUUCGCCUCAAUGGAAUUCACGCGACCUGACCUAAUCUAUCUCUAUCCAAUAACUACUGCUUACUUACUCACUACACAACAAUGGCACAACACGUUUCUUUAAACGAGUGAUAAUUAUAAUGAAAGGAUUUUUUUUUUCAUGGAAGAAUUCAGGAAGCAUUGUUUGUAGAAAAUUUAUCGAAGUCUUCACGUGUACAUGGCCCGUAGAAUUUUCACCGCACGACACACGAACGAGAGUAAUAAAGUUGGUGAAACGGCUA